GUUACUGCCGUGAUAAGAAAUACUUGGUGAACACUUUUUCACCCAAGGUUCACGCUUCAAAGGACAGCACCCUAUACAUAGCGCCAUUGCUAAACCCCAAAAAGUCUGCAAAUUGUUUGGAUUUCUCAGUCUCUCUGUUUUAGCGGGCGCAAUGGUAUACAUUACCUCUUGGGACGAGUUCGUCGAGCGAUCCGUACAGUUGUUCCGUGCCGAUCCCGAUUCUACGCGGUAUGUGAUGAAGUAUCGGCACUGCGACGGUAAAUUGGUUCUCAAGGUCACUGAUAAUCGAGAGUGUCUCAAGUUUAAGACAGACCAGGCACAGGAUGCUAAGAAGAUGGAGAAGCUUAACAACAUUUUCUUCACUUUGAUGGCUCGGGGUCCUGAAGCGGAUGUAGCAGAAGUUACUGGGAAGGAACAAAUAGAUGCACAGCCAACCAAGAAGGGAAGAGGAAGAAAACAAUAAAUUUGUUUGCUACUAGACAUAUAGGUUUUUGGACAAAUUUUAGUUGAUAUCAUGGAUGAUUUGCAAAAUCUACUGUUCUGAAAAUUUGUUAAAGCCAUGGUAAAAUGAAAUUUUCCUGGGGGAUUUAAUAGAUGCUUCUCUCCCCUAAUGAUUGUUUGAUCAUACAGGAUUAUUGAUGCUUUUCACUUUGCGUAUU
This is a messenger RNA of Quercus robur (English oak), 659 nucleotides long. Its product is annotated as signal recognition particle 9 kDa protein. The record is from RefSeq and is a predicted model, not a curated record. Lineage: Eukaryota; Viridiplantae; Streptophyta; Magnoliopsida; Fagales; Fagaceae. The coding region runs from base 152 to 463 and encodes 103 amino acids. Gene Ontology annotation, molecular function: 7S RNA binding. Gene Ontology annotation, biological process: negative regulation of translational elongation; SRP-dependent cotranslational protein targeting to membrane. The transcript is spliced from 4 exons. Gene Ontology annotation, cellular component: signal recognition particle, endoplasmic reticulum targeting.